CAUUCACACUGCACAGCAGAUUUCGGCCGCAUCUGCCUAAGCAGCGCCAGCUUUGUGUCUCUCCCACAUUCCAGCCACCGGCGCCGCUGCCCCCCGUGCUCAGCCUGCAGGCCGCAGCCCCCUCUCCAGCGGCCUGAAUCUGACCCAGGCAGAACGACUUUCCGGUGGCCUGAAGUUAUGCAGACCUCAGCUAUCGUAUUCAACACAAAACCAAUUUUAGGAUGUAUUCAUGUGAGGCCCAGCAGUAGUUGUAGCCAUAGUAAAGGAAGCACUAAUUCUGCUCAGUUUCCAGCCAAAUUUAAUCGGCCGCCACUGAAGGGUUGUGGUAGGCGCUUGUGUUCCGUUAGCAAUAAGGUAAGAAAAGUUGAAGUUCCACUCCGCUAUCUUAUUCUGACUAUAAAAGUCCCUCCUAUCAGAAACUCAAUUUCUCCAUGCAGAGGAGUGCAAUUGUCGGUAGCGGCGCCGGAGUCAGUGGCCUGGGAGGAGCAAAUUCCCCUGAACACCGUUCGCCGGAAGCAUGAUCCGUCAUGGCGCGGCGGGUUUAGCCUAGGGGUAGAUUUGGGAUUGUCACGGACGGGCGUUGCCAUUAGCAAAGGCUUCAUAGUUCGCCCCUUAACGGUACUUAAAUUACGAGGGCAGAAGCUUGAGCUUAGACUUCUUGAUCUCGCUGAAAAGCAGGAAGUGGAUGAAUUUAUAAUUGGGCUUCCAAAGAGCAGCGAGGGGAAGGAAACAGAGCAGUCGAACAAAGUUCGUAGUGUGGCCGGAAGGUUUGCGGUUCGGGCGGCAGAGAGGGGAUGGAGAGUAUACCUACAGGAUGAGCACGGAACCUCUUCUGAGGCGCUCGAUCACAUGAUAGCCACAGGAGUCAGUAAAUCUGUGCGUGAAGGAAAACUUGAUGCUUACGCUGCUGUGAAGAUACUUGAAAGAUAUUUCUGCGAAUCGGGGAAGGGGAUUGAGCUUGUUGUACCCAAGCAGCUACACCUUCAAAACAACCUCUGGAAAGGUCCUCCAAAGGAUAUAGACUUUUACCCACCAACAAUCAUUGCCACUAAUGGAGGGCAGUCCAUGUGAGCGUUACUAAUCUGAAAGCAAUACUUGUUUUACAAUCAGUUUGUCCAUCUUUAAUCAAGUGUGCCUUAAAUGAUUGGUAAGACUUGUGGGAAAUCGAGAGGAACGAUGUGGGCCAGACACAAAAGUUCUUACCAGUUUACACUUCUUUUAUUGCCAGAUAUUUCUGUCUGGGGAUGUAGUGUGCCUAGAUUGAGUUCAUUCAGACCUGAAGGUGUGCGGUUAGAAGUCUAAUAGAUUUGGUUCAAUUCUAUCUUUCAAAGUUUUUACUAAUUUGUUUUGAGUACUUAGUAACUAGUUACAGGAAAGAUAUAGGUAAUGAGACAAUGUAUAGAUCUAUAGAGAUGUUUACUUGGGAAAACUGAAAGGGAAUCCAGAAAGAGAAUCCGAGCAAAUAUCGUAGGAGAGUGUAGCAUAACAAGCUACUGUAACGGGAUAUAAUGGAAUGUGGUAAAGCAGCAUCUGGUGUUAAAAAAGGCAAGAAGAAACCGGUGAAGGAUGAUCUAGACCGCCUUAAACAAGCUGAAAAGAAAAAAAGGCGCUUGGGGAAAGCUCUGGUUACUUCUGACCAUUUGCUCUGAGCUGGAAAAGAAGAAGCUGAAGAAGAAAGAAGAACAGGACAGGCUGGAUGAAGAAGGCACCGCUGUAGCUGAGGCAGUCGCACACUCGCACUGCAAGUCCUACUUAAUGAAGACUCUGAUGAUUCGAGUAAGGUAUUGCUGAAGAAGCAUGAAGAGCUGCCGUGCUGGGAUCAUACCAACAAUACCCCCAUCUUUAUGGGGAGAGGACUUCCGCUUGUUCAUUGUCAUGAUGUAUCGAGCUAUUCAAACGAAAAUGUGGCUGGCAUCUGUGAUGCUCAUCUGUAUGGGCGCAUGUGGAGUCUCGGGAGAAAUUAUCAUUUCCUGGCUUCAUCUGAUCUCGGGAGCAGCUUCUAUCCUCGAUAUUUUGGAGAAGAAUAUGUGGGUCCGGCUGGAUAUCUGGCUGCACAGGCUGUUAGCAUAGCUGAUGAGGAAGAGGAGGAGGUAGGUGCUCUUGUCUUCAACCAUAUGUAAGUAUCUUGAGAGGGUAUAUUCAAAUUUGUUCUCAUUAUGUAAAUCAGGUAUGAGUUCACUUUCCUAUAUUCUCAAAUUAUGAUUUGAUAUUGAAGUAAAGGUUGCUUAGCUUGCUCAGGAUCAUCAAAA
Messenger RNA from Salvia miltiorrhiza (redroot sage), 2249 nucleotides. RefSeq lists its product as uncharacterized. The record is from RefSeq and is a predicted model, not a curated record. NCBI's taxonomy places the organism in Eukaryota, Viridiplantae, Streptophyta, Magnoliopsida, Lamiales, Lamiaceae. The transcript has 11 exons. The coding region runs from base 178 to 1071 and encodes 297 amino acids. Gene Ontology annotation, biological process: rRNA 5'-end processing.